Haliotis rubra (blacklip abalone) is the source of this 1935-nucleotide messenger RNA. RefSeq names its product probable ATP-dependent DNA helicase RecS. Gene Ontology annotation, biological process: telomere maintenance; double-strand break repair via homologous recombination. The transcript has 3 exons. Gene Ontology annotation, cellular component: nucleoplasm; nucleus; cytoplasm. The record is from RefSeq and is a predicted model, not a curated record. NCBI's taxonomy places the organism in Eukaryota, Metazoa, Mollusca, Gastropoda, Lepetellida, Haliotidae. Gene Ontology annotation, molecular function: nucleic acid binding; 3'-5' DNA helicase activity; ATP binding. Bases 28 to 1503 code for a protein of 491 amino acids.
UCGCGUCAGGUGACCUUUGAGCGACCUAUGACCGCCCAAUCAAACGCGAGACGGCCGAACGGAAUUCACCAAUCAGACAACGGCUACUAUUUUGCGUACGGCGGGACUUGCAAAAUGGCGACUCAAGAUGAAAUUGACAGUGCGCUCGGAAAAGUUCUUCCGCAUUUCGGUGUAAAAGAGAUGAAAAAGCAACAGAAAGAAAUUUUAAAGUGUUUGCUGGCCGAUAGCGACUGUGUUGCCACACUACCAACUGGAUUUGGCAAGUCACUUGCUUUUCAAACUUACAUUCCCGUUCGUCGCGUGUUGGAUUCUACACAUACCGGCAGGAUGAUCGUUUGCUGUCCGCUCGUGUCACUAAUGCACGAUCAAGUAGAUAAACUCUCCUCCAUUCCGGGCAUUGCUGCAGCAUACAGAGGUUUCAGUGAGUCAAGUGACAAACUUAUUCAAGAGGGAUCAGUAGAUAUCAUCUAUGCCUCUCCAGAGACACUUGUUGGUGACCCACUUUGGAGAACAGCACUACAAAAGCUCAAAGUUGAUGUGAUUGUCAUCGACGAGUUCCACACAAUUGCAACAUGGGGACAUGGGAGUGAUGGUACCGAAAAAGAAGCUUUCAGGAAAUGGUUUGCUCACAUUGGGGAACUGCGAUCAUUGUUUCCUGAUGCAUGCAUACUAGCACUAAGUGCCACAUGUACAACACAAAUUAGAAAACGUGUACUGAAAGUGCUGUCCUUAAAAGAAAAUACAUAUGUCAUAAACAUGUCUCCAAACAAGACCAACAUCAAACUUGUUGUAGCUAAAGUGCCCAACACUGUUGAAAUUGCCAUGUCUUGGCUUGUGGACGGGUUAAGAGACUUAAAGAAUCAUUUUCCUAGAACUGUUAUGUACUGUCAGACUAUCAGGGAUGUAACAAGAAUGUAUACCUACAUUACCGAAGAGCAGCCAGAUCUUGUGAAGCAAGUGGACAUGUUUCAUUCACAUACACCGCAGGAUAAAAAGAUGGACAUUUUACAGGGCUUGAAAGAUACCUCAAGUUCACUAAGGUUGGUGGUGUGUACAAGUGCGCUUGGCAUGGGUGUUGACAUAGCAGGUUUUGACAGUGUUAUAAUAUACGGAAAUCCAGGUAACACUGUUGAUCUUGUACAGGAAAUAGGUCGAGUUGGACGAGGAGGUCACAUGGCCAUUGCACUGUUGUUGCACAACUCAUUUCACUUGAGAAAGUCUGACACUGAAGUAAGAAAUGUGUACCAGUUAACAGAAUGCAGAAGAAUGUCUCUCAUGACAUCAUUUCUCACAGUGAAACAGUUGGAUGAACUCAAACUUGAAACCGGCUGUCAUACUUGUUGUGACAUCUGUGCUGAAGCGUGUUCAUGUGGAAAGUGUUCUAUGUUGAAACUAGAAGAACUGUUUGCAGGAGUGGAGCCUGUUCUAUCAGACUCUUCAGACAACAGUUCCAGUACAGAUUUCUAUUACACAUCCGAUUCGGGUGGUGAAUCAGAUUUUUAGCCUCAGCUUGCAGAAAUGAUGUUUGAUGUAGAUAAUGAACUGCAGCAAGUAUUUUCAUUUACAUUGAGUACCUGUCUGGAAUUUAUGAUAUCACAACAACAAUCUUGUGUUGAUUUCAUGUAAUGAUUUGCGUCUAAAUGUGUUGGAAAAGUAAUGCAAAUGAAAUAAGUAUUUUUAAUAGACAGUGCAACCUGGAUAUAAUGCCAUGUUUAUGCCAGAACAGAUUUUCUGCCCUUAUUAAAAUGUAUUUUGCAUUUAUGUGCAAGUGUACAUGUGCUAUGUAACUGAGAAAUAAAGAAUAAUCAAUAAAGACAUGCCUUCUCCUGGCAAAAUGGUGGCAUUAUAACUAGGGUAUACUGUAUUAAAUGAGGAAAAAGAUUCAGCAGUGUUUGAGAAAUAAAUACUUUUAUUAAAACAUUUAGUCUUGCAAUC